GGGCUUCACUUAGGAAAUAAGACAGAGCCUGGGUGAGCCGGUCGUCAAAGGAGAGCCUCAACUAAACACAUCAACACUUUGCUUCUUUUUGAGAUUUUUUUUGAACAGACAAUAGCUUCUGAAGUGAAAGGGCAAAUUGAAGACACCUGUGUUUCUUUCAAAAUUUAGAACUUCAGCAGGUAAAAUGACAAAAGUUAAUCUGACUGUAGUUGUUCUGGGUGUCAUGCUGCUUUUCGCAGACACAUGGGCCCAGAGUCCCAGAAAGAGAUUGGCGCCUCCGAAGCCUCCGAAGGGGCAAUGCUGUGACGAGGUCCGCUCUCUCAAGGUUCAGGUAGCCAAUCUGACGAGUAUCCUUGAGGAGCUGAGCCGGAAGCAGGAGACAGACUUGAUGAAUGUUGUCAGGCAAAUAAUGGAGCUGGACCAGCAGAACAGGCAGCAAGAAGCCCGGGUCACGGAGGCAGAAAGUAAAUACUCUGAAAUCAACAAUCGUGUAGAGAUCAUGCAGCUGCAAACUCUACAGUCUGCUACUCAGACUUCAUCAGAUGCUAUAUAUGACUGUGCUUCAUUGUACACUAAGAACUACAAGAUCUCUGGCGAGUACAAACUGCCAAAAGAUGACUUUCUGGGCACACCUGAGCUGAGCGUGUUCUGUGAUAUGGAGACAAAAGGAGGCGGCUGGACUGUGAUCCAAAGACGCAAGGUUGGCCUGACGUCAUUUAACCGUGACUGGAAGCAGUACAAAAACGGGUUUGGAUCCAUCCGUGGAGACUUCUGGCUGGGCAAUGACCACAUCUUCCGUCUUACCAGGCAACCCACAGUGCUCAGGGUGGAACUGGAGGACUGGGAAGGAGAGAUUCGCUAUGCUGAGUACGGCUUUUUCACUGUGGGUAAUGAGCUCAACAGCUACAAGCUCUUCCUCUCCAACUACAGUGGGAACGCCGGAGACUCCCUGCGCUACCACAACAACACCAACUUCAGCACCAGCAACAAAGACAAUGACAAAUGUGUGGAUGACUGCGCCGCUCUGCGCAAAGGUGGCUACUGGUACAACUGCUGCACUGACUCCAACCUGAAUGGAGUAUUUUACCGCUACGGCGAGCACACGAGGAACUCAGAUGGGAUCACUUGGUACGGCUGGCAUGGCUCCAACUAUUCCCUUAAGAGAGUGGAGAUGAAGGUCCGCCCUGUGAGUUUUCAACCAUAAGUGCUUCAGCUGUGCAUCCUGGAUCAAGAUCAUACAAAUCAUUUGCUGAGAGUUCACUAAUACCUGUAAGACCAUACUGUGGCUUUCCCUUGAAUACGAAAGCAAUCAAAUUUUAUGGUUUCAGUCAGAUGAAUGUUUUACGUGCUUACCGUGUUUGAUUGUAAAUUGUAGUUCAUUUUGUGUAUUUAUCAGUAAGAUAUUAUAUUUUUUAAAAGCUUUGAUAGAUGCUCUUUUACCACUGUCUUUUGUGGAUAACUGGAAUUUGAUUCCUCCUCUUUAUUUGUUUGGAAAGCACAAGGUAUUUAUCAGUUAACACGUGCCUUUAAUAGGCCCAAAAAUAGUAUGAAAGGGGACUGGAAAGAGUCAUUACAGACUGGGAGGAACUCAUUAAAAAAGGAUCGUUGUGGGUUACUGGAAUGGAAUAAACCACCAAAUGUAUUUCCUAUGAAUUAUGCUGCAUUUUAUUGUAAAACCCUAACCAUUGAUGAUGAAUAUGUGUUAUUUGUAAAAUGUGUACAGCUCUGUAAUUAUGUUGUUUUAUGUGAUAGGAAAUAAAAAUAUUUUUAAAAGAAA
Molecule: messenger RNA, 1777 nt
Organism: Sphaeramia orbicularis (orbiculate cardinalfish)
Lineage: Eukaryota; Metazoa; Chordata; Actinopteri; Kurtiformes; Apogonidae
Gene: angptl7
Product: angiopoietin-like 7
Exons: 5
Coding region: 185-1204 (339 amino acids)
Biological process (GO): blood coagulation
Source: RefSeq, a predicted model, not a curated record